CUUCAGGACAAACAUCAACAGAAGGGAAAUUGUCAGUUAGGACUUGACGUCAUCACAUGACCAAUUCCUUGUGGUGGUGGGGUGGGAAGUCCUUUAAAAAGCGGCGCGAGGGGGAGAAGGAGGAACGAGGCGGAUUUAGUGGGUGUUCUCUAUUUUUUGGGGGGCCGGGGGGGUUCUACUCUGCACCGACUGCACGCACGCCGCCGCCGCCAACAUGACCAAGAAACUAUGUGGUACAAACUACCCGGCCAGCAUCUGCUUCAUCGUCGUCAAUGAGUUCUGCGAACGUUUUUCCUACUAUGGCAUGAGAGCGGUGUUGACGUUGUACUUUUUGACGUACCUGGGCUGGGACCAUGACCUUUCCACGGCCGUGUAUCACGCCUUCAGCAGCCUGUGCUACUUCACGCCCGUCCUGGGUGCCAUCAUUGCCGACACCUGGCUCGGCAAGUUUAAGACCAUCAUCUACUUGUCUGUGGUCUACACGCUGGGUCAUGUGAUCAAGUCGGUCGGUGCCAUUCCUACGGUGGGAAGCAACACCAUGCACAUCGCUCUGUCUAUGGUGGGUCUGAUUCUGAUUGCCUUCGGAACCGGCGGGAUCAAGCCCUGCGUGGCCGCCUUUGGGGGCGACCAGUUCCAGGAGAAGCAUGCCAAGGAGAGGAUGAAAUUCUUCUCCAUUUUCUACAUGGCAAUCAACGCCGGCAGCCUCUUGUCCACCAUCAUCACGCCCAUCCUCAGAGGAGACGUGCAGUGUUUUGGUGGCGACUGCUACGCUUUGGCUUUUGGCGUGCCCGCCGCUCUCAUGAUGGUGGCCUUGGUCGUGUUUAUCUUAGGUAGCAGCCUCUACCGGCGAAAUCCUCCACAGGGCAACAUCUUGUUGGAGGUCUGCAAUUGCAUCGGCUUUGCCAUCAAGAACCGUUGGAGGAGGUCCAAGUAUGAGUCCAAGAGGAGGCACUGGCUGGACUGGGCCGAGGACAAGUACUCGAAGCGUCUGAUCAUGGAGAUCAAAAUGGUUCUGCGGGUCCUGCUUCUUUACAUCCCUCUGCCCAUGUUCUGGGCUCUCUUCGAUCAACAGGGUUCGCGCUGGACUUUGCAGGCCACCCGGAUGAACAUGUCCUUCGGUGCCUUCUCCAUCAAACCUGAUCAAAUGCAGACACUGAAUGCGCUGUUAAUUCUGGUGUUCGUGCCCGUGUUCGACCUGUUCAUAUAUCCGCUAGUUAGCCUCUGCAGGAUCAACAUCACUCCGCUGAGGAAGAUGGCCACCGGGAUGAUUUUUGCAGCGUUGGCGUUUGGUGCCGCCGCCCUGGUGGAGGUCCACGUGGUGAAAACGGUGGUGAAACCGGCGCCAGCGGGCCAGUGUCUGCUGCAGGUCUUCAACUUGGCACCGGGGGACGUCCGUCUCCACUUCCCCGAGAGCCAGCCUUUUCCAGAGCCGCUCAUGUACCUACAGGAUCCUGGUGAGUACCUGAAGCUGCCACUAGGGGCGCCCAGCACCAACGUGAGCUUGGAGGUCGACUACCAAGGGGCCACCUCUCGCUGCAACGUCACAUUUGGCCAGCAGGAGGCGUACAGUCUCAUCCUGCACCCCUCCCGAGCCGGAAUACGCUGCAGACUGGUGAAGGACCACAUCGAGAAAAGUGACGAAGGAGCUCCUCUUGUAAGGUUCGUCAACACGCUGUCGGAGGCGGCCACCGUCACCGUGGGCGACGAGACCUUCCACGCCGACGCCAAUUACAGCGUCUCCGCCAACAAGACCCUCCAGCGGGGAGUGUAUAAUAAAGUGAGCUGCAGUUUACAAUCAAAGACUUGCCCAGACCUGGACCUCGGACUCCUGGACUUCGGAGCCUCCUACACCGUGGUCCUCCUUGAGGAGUCCGGUCGAAUUACGACACACAAGAUGGAGGACGUCCAUGCCAACAACGUACACGUGGCCUGGCAGAUCCCUCAGUACGUCCUCAUCACGGCAGGCGAAGUCUUGUUCUCCAUCACGGGCCUGGAGUUCUCCUACUCGCAGGCCCCCGCCAACAUGAAGUCGGUCCUGCAGGCCGGGUGGCUGCUCACCGUCGCCUUUGGGAACGUCAUCGUCUUGAUCGUAGCGGAGGGGGCGGGGCUUGAGCAGUGGAAAGAGUUUGUGCUGUUUGCGGCUCUGCUGCUGGCCGUGUGCGGCGUGUUCUCGGUCAUGGCUCACUUCUACACGUACGUGAACGCUCAGCACCUGGACAAAAUGGACGCCAACGAUCACAAUGGCGGCCAACGCAGCAGCGACGACGACGACGACGAACACUACGGAUGCGCCAACACGCUGGAUAAGAAAAAGCGAGACUUGGAGCCCAGCACCAAACUUUAAACGCAAGCGCCUUCCGACAACUGAAAAGGAAGCGCAAACAAUGAAAUGCGAUCAUUUUUUUCAUGUCGUUAUUCCCGUGAUGUGAAGUGUUAGCAUCAAAGGCUAACUGUAGAUUUUACGCACAUUUCAAAUUUUUAACGUCUGAUUUUUUGGGGGGGUGGAACGCUGCUGUCAUGGUUUGUCAUUUCCAACUUACUCUUUGCUUUUUUUUUUCAAGGUUUUGCGUGUAGCACAAUGCUCUCAUCUUAAAGAAAAAAAAAAUCUCAGAACUUUGCACACCUUUUUCCGGAAAAAAAUAGGACCGUUCAUCUAAUUUAUGAUGUUUUUUUUUCUAAAAAAAUUUCAAUCAUUAGUUUACCAAUUUUCUUGAGCAGUUUGUCAUCAUUUUACUUCAUCCACUUGAAUCUAAUUUUUUUUUUCUUCCAAAAAUUCCCAUUCAGUUCGCCACUUUUUUCUCGGACAAAGAGAAUUUUUAUGGGUUUACUUUUUUCUUUUUAAUUGAACAAAAAUGAAUGCAUAUCUCUUUAUAUUUUUUUUCCACAGAAAAAUUCCAGUUAAUUUUCACAACUUUUCAAUUGUUUCUUUUUUUUAAUCUGAAUUUAUUCUCACUUUGUUACAUUUGCGAAAAAGAACAACAAAAUCUCGUCAUGACCUAUGUUCCGUUUUCUCGCGCUCCAUGUUUCUGUCUCACUCUUUUUAGGUUUUUGUGCUCACCUGUUCUCGUCAAGACAGUUCCUCGUGUCGACCAAUCAGCUCCCUCGUGUCUGUGCCACAUAUUCCUCAUUGUGAGUUUGCAGUUUCUUUCUGUCCUCGUGGGUAGAUCGUUUGGCGGCUGUUUUGUCAUUAACUGCGGUCUCAAGUCAUGUCAUGGUCAGUUGAAUCCUCAUGUUUUGUUUUUUUACUUUGAAUCUUCUUCUUCAGACUUGAAUUAAUUGGGUAGCUUUGAUUCCACGUGCCUUGUUCACAUUUUUGUGGAAUAAAUAUUUUGUAGUGA
Molecule: messenger RNA, 3338 nt
Organism: Hippocampus zosterae (dwarf seahorse)
Lineage: Eukaryota; Metazoa; Chordata; Actinopteri; Syngnathiformes; Syngnathidae
Gene: slc15a2
Product: solute carrier family 15 member 2
Exons: 22
Coding region: 215-2344 (709 amino acids)
Biological process (GO): oligopeptide transport; transmembrane transport
Cellular component (GO): membrane
Molecular function (GO): dipeptide transmembrane transporter activity
Source: RefSeq, a predicted model, not a curated record